Molecule: messenger RNA, 1935 nt
Organism: Penicilliopsis zonata CBS 506.65
Lineage: Eukaryota; Fungi; Ascomycota; Eurotiomycetes; Eurotiales; Aspergillaceae
Exons: 6
Coding region: 1-1935 (644 amino acids)
Source: RefSeq, a predicted model, not a curated record
AUGGAAACUAUUCACGAGAGCGGACCAGGAUUGGGAUUGGCUUUGGAAAAACACCCAUCUCAAUCUCGGGAGGUCUGGUCCGGUCCGGUCCACUUUCAGCCCGCGUCUCACAUCUUUCGUCACUCCAGACGGUCUACUUGGAGAGAAGCUGGAAUGACCAUCGGAGCCCUUAGCCGACACACCGGAAUGCAGCAGAACGGAGAUGCGAUGUAUGUGAAAGGAGAGUGGCAUAGUGAGCAGGGGUGGCUGCCAAACGAUACAGAGCCUGUGGGCAAUGAUUUUAUCACCGUAUUGGAGCCCCAGGAGAGCACUGGCCGGGGCGUUUGUAUUGACUUCCGGAAAUGCAAAGCCAAUAUCACGGAUGGGAGCCCCGACGGCAAGAUUCCCGAAGGAGAUCUUGCGCGUCUAAUGGCCUUGAAGCCAUACUUGGAAGUUCAUUUCGCCCAAGCAGCGGGUCUGAAGUAUUGUCUCGCGGCGAUCAACAACCAUUUUGAACCGGAUGACAGUGCAAGCGAGGUUCUCCAGCCCACGGAGUUUUGCUUUACUGUGAUUCCAGGUGUCUUGAUGAUGUGGGUGGGCUUGAAGGGAGGGCGUGAGACGGGCUCGCGCGGAUCGGGACAGACAUCCUUGAUCUUCGCACCGAAUUCCACAUCACUGUCGCCGAUUCCGAGUGGCCGGACUGCUAGCAUCAUCUUCAGCCAGAACACUAUGACCAAUCUUUUCCUUAAGCCAGCUUUGCAGUCAAACUCGGCGAUUGAUGAGCAAAAAGGGAUUCAAAGCAGCACUAAAAAAGGAGAUACCGGGCUGGGUCUUGACUUCACUUUAAUUUCGAGCAAAGUCAACUUUCCAGGAAUUAGCUAUCACAGCAGCUUGGGCUCGGAUUCGUAUCAUCUGGAUGGGCUUUCUAUUGAUGUCAAUAGCGCACCCUCCCAUCUCACAGUUGAUGGGAAAACGCGUCCGACGUCCAAUUUUCGGCCUUUUAACAUGCAGUGGACUAGCGAAACUGAAAGGCUCAAUUGGUGGCGUACUUGGGAUGCAGGAAAAGGUCCAUCUGGCCACAGAGAAGGUGAAUUUGAGGUCACCCUCAGCUUCAGUGGGACCGGACAAUGGCAGGGAAGUUCUGAUCCGACUCGUCACCCAAACCAGCUAGGCGUGGCGCUCAUUUUUGACAAUAAUUUCACGGUGGAAUCUAAAUCAAAUGAGCCAUCAUUCUGGAAAUCGCUGUGUGGUGAGAGGUCCGAAAUUCCGCCCCAGUACAAGGAUUCCAGACCCCCAGUUCCAGCUUUCAAUAUCCACUUAAACCCCCUCGAUUACUUCCUGACCACAAAUCUUCUUCUCCCGGGCCAAUACGUCUUCCAAGCUGAUCAGCCAGUUCCUGGCUCGGCCGGUGAUCAAUAUGGGCUUGCGACCCCGCGCGAUGCUAUUCUCACUGGCUGGGAAAGCGCUGAAGAAAACAUCGUCAGCUGCUUGCAUGGACAAGAACAGCCAAGAUCACUGCAUCAUCGAGAUUUCGAAAAGCUUAUCCAGUCCAAUGAUGGACAGCCCUCUUACACAAAUCAUGUGGCCAAUGCCUCUGUGCUGGACAGGGUGUCAAAUUAUGAACAGGCAGUCCUACAAGACAUGCAGAAGAUACUUGAUGACUUGAAGCAUGAGGUGGCUCGGUUAUCUGAUGAGGUCAAGAGACAGGAUAAAGAGAUAAAGAAAGCACAGGAAAAGAUGGAAAGAGAGACUGAUCCUCAAAGGAAGAUUGCUGAGGCAGCUGAAGUCAAGAGAUUAGAAGAAAAGAAGGCCCAGACAGAGAGGGACGCGAAUGAUGCAGCUAUUCAGAAAGAGAAAGUGGCCCAAGACGCCAAGGAAACACAGAGUCACAGGGUUGACCAUGAGCAUGAAAAAGAAAGGGAACAGGAGAAGGCAGCUUUAAAAAGAAAGGUCUAA